GAGAGGUGAGGAGGGCAAGCCCAAAGAGCAGAAGCUCAAGGUGCUACCGGAGUCUACCAUGGCUGGAAGCAAGGAACUAUUGGUGCUGGAAAACUUCAUAGAUGGAAAAUUUUUCCCUUGCAGCUCCUACAUAGAUUCUUAUGAUCCAUCGACAGGGAACGUGUACUGCAGAGUACCAGAUAGUGGAAAAGAAGAGGUCCAAGCUGCUGUAGCAGCAGCCCACGCGGCCUUUCCUGCCUGGUCAUCCAGGAGUCCACAGGAGCGUUCACAGGUGCUAUACAGGCUGGCUGACUUGCUGGAACAAUCGCUGGAGGAGUUUGCCCAGGCGGAAUCCAAAGACCAAGGGAAAACCAUCACCCUGGCAAGAACCAUGGACAUUCCGCGGUCUGUACAGAACUUCCGGUUCUUUGCCUCCUCUAUCCUGCACCACACAUCGGAGUGCACGCAGAUGGACCACCUGGGCUGCAUGCACUACACAGUGAGGGAGCCGGUGGGAAUCGCGGGUCUGAUCAGUCCUUGGAACCUGCCGCUCUACUUGCUGACCUGGAAGAUUGCUCCAGCAAUUGCUGCAGGCAAUACUGUCAUUGCCAAGCCCAGUGAGAUGACUUCAGUGACCGCGUGGAUGAUGUGCAAGCUCCUCGAUGAAGCAGGUGUUCCUCCAGGAGUGAUAAAUAUUGUGUUUGGAACUGGGCCUAAAGUAGGUGAGGCCCUGGUAUCCCACCCAGAGGUGCCCCUCAUCUCCUUCACUGGGAGCCAGCCCACAGCUGAGCGGAUUACACUGCUGAGUGCUCCUCACUGCAAGAAGCUCUCCUUGGAGUUAGGGGGCAAGAAUCCUGCCAUCAUAUUUGAGGAUGCCAACCUGGAGGAGUGUGUUCCAACCACUGUCAGGUCCAGUUUUGCAAAUCAGGGUGAAAUUUGCCUCUGUACCAGCAGAAUCUUUGUUCAGAAAAGCAUCUAUAGUGAAUUUUUAAAGAAAUUUCUGGACGCUACCAGAAAAUGGAAAGUUGGCAUUCCUUCUGAUCCAUCUGCCAAUAUGGGAGCCCUGAUAAGUAAAGCUCAUUUGGAGAAAGUCAGAGGCUACAUCAAGAGAGCUCGUGCUGAAGGGGCCCAAAUUCUGUGUGGGGAGGGAGUGGAUAAGCUGAACCUGCCACCCAUGAAUCAGGCAGGCUACUUCAUGCUUCCCACGGUGAUAACAGACAUUAAGGAUGAAUCCUGCUGCAUGAAGGAAGAGAUAUUCGGCCCAGUGACAUGUGUUGUCCCCUUUGAUAGUGAAGAGGAAGUGAUAAAAAGGGCCAACAAUGUUAAAUAUGGAUUGGCAGCUACAGUGUGGUCCGGCAACGUGGGGCGAGUUCAUCGCGUGGCUAAGAAGUUGCAGUCAGGUUUAGUCUGGACCAACUGUUGGCUCAUCAGGGAGCUGAACCUCCCUUUUGGGGGGAUGAAGAGUUCUGGGGUAGGUAGAGAAGGAGCCAAAGAUUCUUAUGAAUUCUUCACUGAAGUCAAAACCAUCACGGUUAAACACUGACCUUGGCCGUCCUGGCUGUAGGGAGUCAUUCAUCCAGAGUGGUGAAGGCUCACAUUAAUCCUAGCCUUGUCAAGAAUCAGGAGAAAGUUGUCUGCUGCUUAUCUUAGUAGUUUUCAUUUUUUGUCCACUGGCGAAGUUUCAAUGUGGAAGCAGAGAAGAGAGAAUUCUAAAUAGGAAUGUAGAUGCCAAACAACAGUCAGACUUUCCCAAUGUUAUGUCUUCAAAAUAUCUAAAAUAUCUUUUAGUUUAUGAUCUUGGUUGAACUCUUGGGAAUUCAAGAAAAAUCAGAUUGUCUUCAUUUAAAAGUAUGUCAAACAUAAAAAAAAUUAAAGUCAGAAAGAAACAAAUCACAUUUUCAUGUAUGGGGAGACUAUCAAGAUGAUUUCCAUAUAUACCAGUCAGGAGUUGGUCCAAUAAAUCAGUGAUCAACAAUUCCUGAUUACGAAGGAGACAGUGAAUAUCAGUGGAAUUUGUCAAAGAAGGUGUAUAUGGUAGGCCCCACUAGAUGUAACAGUACAAAAAAUGAGAUUAAAAUAACAGUAUUUGGGGGGGGAAAUAGAACAUAAAAGGAAGUCAGUUGAUCUAUUCCUAGACAAAGUUUGUCAAUUCUAAUUCUUUUUUUGUUUGUUUGUUUUAUUAGUGAAACACCAAGAGAUACAGUUGUAGACUUACAAACUUUCGUGCUUGGGUUUCAGUUAUACAAUGAUCGAGUACCCAUCCCUCCACCAGUGCCCAUUCUUCACCACCAAUGAUCCCAGUAGCCCACUCACCCUCUACCCCAUCCCCCCACCCCAGCCUGCCUCUGUGGCAGGGAAUUCCCUUUUGCUCACUUUAUCCUUUAGUGUGUUGUAGUUUGCAAUAGGGGUUUUGAGUGGCCAUCGUGUUCGGUCUAUAGUCUACUUUCAGCACGCAUCUCACAUCCUGAGCGAGUCCUCCAAAUAUCCUUUGCUAUCAAUUCCAACUCUUAAUGUAUUUAUCACAUGGAAUGUACACUUUACCAAUCCUAAAAGAAUAAAUGUCAAGUAAUUUUAGUAACCACAGUGGCUUUUAUUUUAUGAAAAUAUCCUGUAUUUUUAUUCGCAGUUCUUUAGAAAUAUAGCAUUUUUACAAAAUAAUGAAGAUUUUAUAAUGAUUUUUUUUUACCGAAUUCCCCCAUGGUCAAAGGAGAGUCUUAGGCUUACCAAGAUUGAAUAGUAUGCUCAAGGUCACACAUGAGAUGUGGGACAAAAGGAGAGUUUGAAUCUAGGACUCUCUGAUUCCAAAGCUCAUGAUCACUUCUCCCUUUAUACUGGUCUUGGAUUGUGCUUCAGAAGCAGAAACGUGCUUACAGUUUCUGGAACAUAACACAUUGUGUCUUCACUCCAUGUCUCUCCUCUGCUUUGACUCUCCCCACCUCUCUCCUUCCCAGAUCACUCAGACAUGUAACUCAGGAACUCUUACUGCUUGGUCCACCAUUUCAUUUCCACACUGAAUGAAAUGAUCAAUUUUCCUGUCUGACUAGACAGGAAUUGGAAAAGACCAGCAUGGACCUAAAAUCUCUACUCUUUGCAAAAUAUCUUCAUACAGAAAAGGUCAAAAGGAGUUCCUGAAACGGGACCAUCUUUCACUGAUGCUCUGAGAUAUUUCCUUGUAUGAUGUAUGGGGUAUUGCAUCGUAAGGACAGAGCAAUUCUCUAUAAUUUGUGUCUGACACCUGAAUAUGUUGGCUUGUUCACACCAGGACUGAAAAGUCUAAGUCCCUUUGUAAUCAGGUUAUGUUGUUGCAUCACACCUGACUCCUAGCUUCGUCCUCUCUCAUUUCUCCUCUUCCUUUCCCAAGCUGUCUCCUGCUCACUGUAAUCUAGGAUUAAUUUGGGUGUCCACUGGAAGAAUUCUAGCAGCUUCAGUCACUAAAGAAUGUGCGUCUUCGUUCUUAUAAUUGGUGUAACCCAAGAUUGUCCUUAAUUAUUGUUAUUUUUGGUAUGACACCAGGGAGCAAGCCCAGAGCCUCAGAAGUACAUAGCAUGCAGAACUCCACCAAAUACUCAAUAACUUCUCUAGACUCAAACAUCAUUGAAUCCAAGGUCCAAUUAUUGACCACUUAAAGGCCAAUAUUUGAGAGACAGCAAUUGUUGCAAUAAAAGUAUUUAUUUAAAAGUUAGCAAUCUGUAAAGAUGGUGGGGUUGUUCCCAAAUGAAAACACUUUCAGGCUGGAGCUUGGGGGUUAUUUCUAAAGAAGUGGUGGAGAGUAGAUAGGUAAACACAGAAAAGGGUGGUAGACUGGUAUGGGGGUUGGGUCUUGUCAUGUUGCAGAUUGCUGAUUUCCACGGUUUGAUGAAAUCAGUGGGACAUGCAGGCUUGAUCUUUUUAAAACUUAAGAUAAUGGCACGGUACGUUUGGUUGUCUAUGGAUGUCAUCAGGGAUAACACAUUUGUUCUUUUCCUUUGUGGUUGAUUCUUAGCUUACAUAGUUCAUAGAAACAUUUAUUAAUAUUAGGGUAAAUGAAGAAGCAAGUGGUGAGAAAAGAUUGUAGAAGUCUGAGAAUAACAAAAUGGAGUUUCUAAUGCCUUCUCAUUUGCAUAAUAUCACCCUUAUUAUUGAGAUCUAAGGUGUAUCUUGAUCUCAAACUUUAGCAAUUGAAACUUUUUUCUCCUUAUGCCUGAAUCCAUAUCCUCUUCAUACUUAUUUUCUGCGUAGAAGACAGUUCUCACUAGGACUUGGAUUCAACUCUACUUUUGUUAAGUACUUGCCCUGACUCUAGGUGCUAUAUUAUAGAACUGCAUGUUUCUUGUUAACAGACAUCCUGGGUGCCAUUUUCCUGUCACUCAGUUUCUUUGGAUUGCCCUCUUCUUGGGCUCAUAAGGAAAUCUUGUUAAUUCUCUCAGGGCAUAACCAUAUGUGUUUUCUCUUUGUCCCCACACUAUACUACUUUUUCAAGGAUUAAAACCACUAAUGUAUACUCUGUCAUCUCUGAAGGCACACAUCCACAUCUCAGACUCUCUGCUUGCUCUGUUCCUCAGAUGAAGUUAUGUAUUUGUGGUCAAAAACCAAAUUAAUAAUCAAAAAAUAAGUUGAAAAAAUAAGUCAGAUGUAUAGAAGAUCUAAAAGGGAAAUAUAAGAAGUUAAGGUGUAGAACAGAUGCAAAAAGCUAUUAACAAGUAAAGCCUAGGAGGUCACGAGUUGCCCCCCACGAGUGGCUCUCCAACACGGCCAUGGCUCCAGAGGCAAAAGGACUUAAUCCAGAGCUCGGCAGCCUGCGGCAGAAAAGUGAAUGGACUAUGCGUUAAACUACGGCACCAUGCCUCCCCGGGAGGGAAAGGGUGUCGCUCCCUUCCACCUUCCCCCCCCUCCCCACCACACACACAGUAAGGUGGCCUCAGAGCUUAUUGGAAAAUCAGGUAUGAGUCAGCGGUGACGGGGCAACUGCAGUCUCAUGGGAAGGGGGGCAGUAACAGCUCUUCCUUCACGCCCAACCGAGAUCACGAGUUGCCCCCCAUGAGCAGCUCUCCAGCAUGGCCAUAACACCAGAAACCAAUCUCGUAUUUAUGUGGCUAUUGGAAGAAAUCCCUCCAGACUUACCUAGUGAGAUAUCAGAAAUCCAAAAUCACACGGCCACUAUCAUGGCCACGCAACAUCAUAUGGUUCUCAUAACCAGCUAUAGAAAACAAAUUAUUUCACAAUGCCUUUUUAGCUGUUCUGAUUGUUGGGGGGAAAUUCUAAACAAUAAUGGUGCAUCUUUUGUCAAAAUAAUGAAUUUAAUCAAAGUAGAGAGAGAGUUAAGUAGAAGUCA
This is a messenger RNA of Sorex fumeus (smoky shrew), 5290 nucleotides long. RefSeq names its product aldehyde dehydrogenase 8 family member A1 (gene ALDH8A1). The coding region runs from base 59 to 1522 and encodes 487 amino acids. The transcript is spliced from 7 exons. Gene Ontology annotation, molecular function: retinal dehydrogenase (NAD+) activity. Lineage: Eukaryota; Metazoa; Chordata; Mammalia; Eulipotyphla; Soricidae. The record is from RefSeq and is a predicted model, not a curated record. Gene Ontology annotation, biological process: retinoic acid metabolic process.